UGUAGUUCCCGCGGUUGUGUUGGGGACACCGGGAAGGACCAGCAGUCAGAGCCCAGGAUCGGCGGUUGUGCUUGCUCGCCGCCGCUGGCAUUAUGUCCCGCGUGCUGGUGCCCUGCCAUGUGAAAGGCACCGUGGCACUGCAAGUGGGCGAUGUGCGGACCUCCCAAGGCCGGCCUGGCGUGCUGGUCAUCGAUGUCACCUUCCCCAGCGUCGCACCCUUCGAGUUGCAGGAGAUUACAUUUAAGAAUUACUACACAGCCUUUCUGAGCAUCCGUGUUCGCCAAUACACCUCGAUGCACACACCAGCCAAGUGGGUGACCUGCCUGCGGGACUACUGCCUGAUGCCUGACCCACACAGUGAGGAGGGAGCUCAGGAGUAUGUAUCGCUGUUCAAGCACCAGAUGCUGUGUGACGUGAGUCAAAUACUGGAGCUGCGCCUGAUUCUGCGCCAGCCGUCGCCACUGUGGCUGUCUUUCACAGUGGAGGAGCUGCAGAUCUACCAGCAGGGACCAAAGAGCCCCUCCAUGACCUUUCCCAAGUGGCUCUCCCACCCAGUGCCUUGUGAGCAGCCCGCGCCCCUCCCUGAGGGUUUCCCAGACCCCAGCAGGGUAUCCUCCGAGGUGCAGCAGAUGUGGGCGCUGACAGAGAUGAUCCGGGCCAGUCACACCUCCACGAGGAUCGGCCGCUUUGAUGUGGAUGGCUGUUAUGACCUGAACUUACUCUCCUACACUUGAGUCGUGGUUCUUAAGCAAGACAUUGACCUUCUGUGCCCACUGAAGACUGGUUUGGGCCAUCAGAGACUGAAGUACUUUCCCUGUGCAUUCCGAGUGUUGGCUUGCAUGCCCGUUCUGUCUGGGCCACAUUCACAAAGUCAAGAUUCUAGGGGACUCACUCUGCUGGUCCUGCAUGAGCUCCUGGUGGGGAGUGUGCACUCUGUCCUCACCUGACUGCAACCAGAAAUUUCUUUUCCUACCCUAAAAACACUCUAGUUCUACGUACUAAGAACCCUUGUGUGCCCUGUGCUGCUUCUGCCAACAUGCGCACUCCUGUCUCUGCCUGCUCCCUCACCGGAGUGCAGUGGUCCGGGUGACCUACUAGAACCUGCUCUGUCUAGCGUUGUAGGCUCUUGCAGCCAUGGCACUCCUGUGGUUUGGAAGCUUGAGGCAGAAACAGGAGCCCCAGGUCUUCCUUCCGCGCCCCCUAGUGGCCUUCUUUCCCUUUGUGUCAUGCCCACAAUAACAAAUUUGCUGUCUGGAUUCCUGCUGCCUGCUUCAUCCUUACCGAAGCUGCAGCUGCUUCCACAGAGCUGCUGUGGUCGAAAAGGAGCCCAGAGUGACAGUUUUCCUUGAGGGUCGUCAUUCUGUUUUCUGUAACUGAUGUGCAACAUUGUGGGAAAAGACAGAAGAAAAAACCAAACAAUUCCUGCUGCCUGCCUAGGGAGCAAAGGUGGUAAUUUGAGCUGCCAGUCCCUUGGUCUCUGAGCUGGCUUCUGGAUGUGUGUCCAAGAGGGUCUGGCCACCUAGCCUGGGCAGGAGCCUCUGGCAAGGCCAAGGUCUGAGAACGAGUCCUAUGACCUAUUUGCUAUCUGACACAGCCCUAAGCACAUUCUUGUCCCUUCUCCCAGCUGCCCCCUUAAAAAAUCCUGCUCAGUGUGAUGAGGGGUCAUGAUGGGGAGUGGGUCCAGGUGAGGGUUCUCAUUGUUGCCAGCCAUGGAAUAAUGCAGGCUGCUCAUCCUAAUAAGAAAACCUUGCUUCUCUGGUUUUUUUUCUUUUUAUUUCUGUCGUUGCCCCUGAUGACUAUAUGAGGCAGCACUGCAAUGUGUUGGACCUGGAAAAUUAGAUAUUUGUAUGGCUCAGCAGCUUUCUGAGGCGAGGUCAGCCACGCUUGGCAGGCCACCCUCUUCUCUCACCCAUCGGGGUUCUCACAGGUGGUACCUUUCCCUGCAGGGUCACUUACUCAGCUCCAUUCAGCUUUUGUUAAAAGGGUAAUGACCUUAGUUCUUUGCUCAGGGAGCGUCGCCCUCUGUGUGUGUGUGCAUAAGCGUGUGUGUGUUGAGGGGGGUGUCUCUGGGGUGGCAGGGACAGUGCUUCGUGCACAGCUGUGUCCCCAGCACCUAGAAGGGGGCCUAGUGUGCAGCAAGA
This is a messenger RNA of Pteronotus mesoamericanus, 2141 nucleotides long. RefSeq names its product nicolin 1, tubulin polyglutamylase complex subunit (gene NICN1). Bases 93 to 734 code for a protein of 213 amino acids. The transcript has 6 exons. NCBI's taxonomy places the organism in Eukaryota, Metazoa, Chordata, Mammalia, Chiroptera, Mormoopidae. The record is from RefSeq and is a predicted model, not a curated record. Gene Ontology annotation, cellular component: nucleoplasm.